GAGGAGGGACAUGAAGGUUAAUGGGGAAUAAUAAAAGUAAACGUAUCAUUAUGGUCGUGUGUCACGUGUACCAUUUGCUCUGACUGUUGUGUCUUUUUGAAUCUUUUGGGAUCAAAAGGGUUCAAGAAGACAAAAUUAAUUCUGAAAUAGGAGUCCAAGGUGAAUAAUAACAAUGGUAAGAAACUUCAUCCCACCUUCUUUUGAAAGUACAGUAGCAGUGUGAAUCCUCAGUUCGUUUCAUUUCUUCCUCACCAAAUCCAUCAAUAAAAAGGGGUGUGGAUCCUCCCUUCUCCUCAUCUCUCUCUCUCCAUCCAUCCAUUGAUCUUUAGAGGUUUAGGAUGUAUCCUUCUAAAUUCAAUUGCUUUUUGUGUCCCGUUCAGUUUCUUUUUGUAAAACCCUGAUUCCAAGAAUUCGAUCGUGUUUUCUCACCAAAUUAGGAUCUGGGUUCUCUUGUUCCGCUUCAUUUUUCACUUGGGUUUGCAGCCAACUUCAGUUCCAUCUUCUUGUUUCUGCUUUUGAUUGGGGCGAAGCAUUGUCUCAGUCCCCUGUGUUUUUCUUUUGGUUGAAUUUGGUAAUUGUGCCAAUGGUUGUGCUUAGGGACAGUGGAGCAUUGGAAUCAGACGAGCCUAUUGAAGAAUCCUUCUUCGAGGAGUUGUAUUCCUCUCCGCCGACCACAUAUUCCCCUCCACGGGGGCCCACAAAUUUUCCGUAUUUUCCUCCGUCGCCCACAUAUUUGGGUGUGGGGGGCCCCACAAGUUUCCCUCCGUCGCCACCGUCUUUCCCUUUGUAUUCGCCGGCAUCGCCGCCGCCACCAUCCUCAUCCGCUUCUAGACCUAUGCGUGUAUGGACUGCAUUUGAUAUCUUUCAUGGUUUCCAAAAUCAACAGCACGAGUACGUCGUUGACCUGCCCGUCCUUGUGGUGGAAUACCUAAUUGAGAAGAGGGGCGGUGAGUUGAAUGUGAUCAACGGGUUGGAAGGCGGUGCGCUGAAUGUGAUCAACCAAUUGGAAAUGCAUGCGUUGGAGGACUCAUAUGACUGGUUGUCGUUGAAUGAGAUCAACUACUUGGAACACCAACACGAGGACAUCGUUGACCAGCUGGUCAUCGACUUCGCGGAAGUGGAUCAUAGUGUAAUUGGGUACAGGGGCGAUAAGUUGGAUUUGUUCUCAGUAGCGGCAGUUUUGACGAUUAACGGGGUGGAAUACAGGAAACGUCAGGCCUUGUCUACGACUCCGGAAUCAUCGGUUGUAUUCGUGGAGAAGCUCUCCGUAAGAGUAUGGCUGGGAUCCCGCGGCCAAUUGGUGGCCGAUAUUCGUUACGGGUGGAAUUGGCUCAACCUCGGCACCUUCAAAACUGCCGAAGGCGCCCCCUCAACCGCUGAAUCUUUUAAAAGGUGGAGGGGAGGGAAGGAUCUUUUCGAUUACCCUCAACCCUUCCUAAUUGAAAACAGAUCACAACCGCUGCAGUUGCCACCGACGGCACAAGAAGAGAACCAAGAUGGUGGAAUUGGAUGUGAGGGAAUAGGGGAUUGUGCAAUGGCAGAUCAAGCUCAGUUUAAUUCUGAGUGUUCGAAAACAAGGAAAACAAGGGAAAAGAACCCAGGGGGUGAGACUUCAAACAAGAAAGCAAAGGGAGUUAGAAUUGAAAUUCCUUCGGAUGAUAUCUUACAAAGGAAGGGAAUGUGCAUUAAAAAUGCUGCAAAUGAUCUCAAAGUUAGCAAAUCUACGCUUAAGCGAAUCUGCCGGGAAUAUGGUAUCAAGAGAUGGCCACCUCGCAAGGAACAAGAACUUAUCAGUCAAUCUCGCCCCAACAAAUCUCCUGCGGUUGUUGAUCAAGAGCAAAUCCCACAAUUGAAUCCUGAUACGUUGCUGCCUCCUAAUCAAGUCCCGGCUAAUAGUGAUACAUAUAGAGUGAAGGUAAAGUGUGAAGAAGGAACAAUAAUAAAGUUUCGGUUGUCCAGUCCAUGGCGAAAGGUAGAGCUGGAACAAGAAGUGAAAAAGAGGCUGCCAUUCGAGGCUGGAACUUACGACAUCAAAUACAAAGAUGAGGAUGACGAUUUGAUUUUACUAAGUUGCGAUGAGGAUUUAGCUGAAUGUAUCUCCAGUUCUAGCCCAGUGGGCAGCCGUUCGAUUGAGCUAUUUCUUAAACUAAAGUAACUCGUGGUUUCGCUUUGGCCAACUUUAAUCUUGGUACUGGAGCAUUUACCCUUCUUAAUUUUACUUUAGAAGUGUUUGGUUAUGCAGUCAAACUGUUUGGACGUCUCCAGAUCUAUUGCAUCGGAGAAGUGCAUUUACAGAUUAUAUAUCCAAUAGCUUGGUAUUGGAGUUGUUGUUGCUGUAGUUUGAAAAUUUAGUGCUUCAUAUAUAUAUAUGAUACUAUGUUUUUCGCUA
Molecule: messenger RNA, 2389 nt
Organism: Rhododendron vialii
Lineage: Eukaryota; Viridiplantae; Streptophyta; Magnoliopsida; Ericales; Ericaceae
Exons: 2
Coding region: 584-2155 (523 amino acids)
Molecular function (GO): DNA-binding transcription factor activity; protein binding
Source: RefSeq, a predicted model, not a curated record